Messenger RNA from Nematolebias whitei (Rio pearlfish), 1315 nucleotides. It is a transcript of the gene cbx5, whose product is annotated as chromobox homolog 5 (HP1 alpha homolog, Drosophila). The transcript is spliced from 5 exons. Gene Ontology annotation, molecular function: chromatin binding. Lineage: Eukaryota; Metazoa; Chordata; Actinopteri; Cyprinodontiformes; Rivulidae. Gene Ontology annotation, biological process: negative regulation of transcription by RNA polymerase II; chromatin organization. Gene Ontology annotation, cellular component: pericentric heterochromatin; nucleus. Bases 154 to 765 code for a protein of 203 amino acids. The record is from RefSeq and is a predicted model, not a curated record.
UACAUGCUAACGCCGCUUCUGCACUGGCCUCGCUGCUGGUCCACAAUAGACGAGGCAUAUCGCAGCGGUUAACGCCUUAAACCCGCCGUUUACACGUCCACGGGGGAAGUCUCUUCGGCCUAACAGCUCUUUGUUUAAGCACCUAACUUUGCAAUGGGCAAAAAGUCUCGCGAAGAGGAAUCCUCAUCUGAUGAGGAAGAAUACGUCGUGGAGAAGGUGCUGGACAGGAGGGUGGUGAAAGGCAGGGUUGAGUUCUACCUCAAGUGGAAAGGAUACUCUGAGAAGCACAACACAUGGGAGCCGGAGAAGAACCUGGACUGCCCUGAGCUUAUUUCAGAGUUCAUGAAGACUUACAAAAAGGGCAGUGGUGGGAGUGCCACACCUAGCAGCGGGGCCAGUAAAUCAAGCACAGGCCCCUCUGGACGCUCCAAAGACUCCAGCAGCUCAAAAAAGAGGGCCUCAGAAGAAGAGGAUGAUGAGGACGAGGAGGAAGGUGCCAGUAAACCCAAGAAGAAGAAAGAGGAUGAAAUUCUAGUUGCACGUGGUUUUGAGAGGGGCCUUGAGCCAGAGAAGAUUAUUGGAGCAACCGAUUCAUGUGGCGAUCUAAUGUUCCUCAUGAAGUGGAAAGACUCUGAUGAGGCAGAUCUCGUGCUUGCCAAGGAGGCCAAUCAUAAGUGCCCGCAGAUCGUCAUAGCCUUCUAUGAGGAGCGUCUCACCUGGCAUGAAGACGGUGACAAGAAGGAGAAGGAUGCCGUCAGUGCGUGAGUGUAUCACCUUCAGAGGAAACCUCCACUGCAGGGACUACCUUAAGUCAGACAUUUUUCCACACCGAAACUCCCGUCCCUCACCUUUUUACCAUAUUCGGCGAUGACACAGACAGCAGACGCGGUUAUUGUUUUUUUUUUUGUUUUAUUUUUUUUCCAUCCAUGUCCCCCUGGAGCACAAUGGCCCCAACUGCUGAGAGGGAUCCAUCAUAUGGGAGAAGCUGUAGUGGAUGUGGGUGAUGGGGUGAUAUGCUACUGGGGAACGUUUCUACUGUUUUCUCUUUGUAUUCAUGAGCUUUCUUUAAAUAUGCUGUUUUAGUGCCGACGGGAUACAAUUAUCUCAGUAAGGAAAGUGUUAAAAUAAUAUUUGUGGUACAAACUGUUAUACUUUUUAAUGCCUGAAUUUUGUCUCAAUGUUGUUUUUAAUGCCCAACGUCUUUAUAAAAACAACAAAGUUAAGGCUGUAGUAUUGACGUUCAGGAAGUAACUGUUAAAACACUUUCCUGUCUGUAUAAUCGCAUCCUCUUUUUUUUUUUUUCUUUUUUUUACGU